UGAUCCAGACUUGAAAUCUAGGCCCGGCCCAUAUCAUCAACUCUAAAAUUUUUGCUUCUGAGUUCUGACGAGGAGGAAUGCGAGAGAGAGAAAAACAGCAGCAGUAAAAAUGGCGCCGAAAAACAAAAGAAAAACCUCUAAUCAGACAAAUCCUCAACUUUCAGACGCUAGGAAUUUGCAAAAGCAACAUCAUCCUAACAAUGAUUACUGCUUUGAAGGCGACCAUCUUUUCCGUCUACUCCAUUCCUUCCAAAGGGUAAUUGAAUCAGAAUUAGAGUCCAAUAAAACAUUGCCUGAGAAGUUGUGGUUCAAGCAACACUUUGCUGUUGGGAUCAAUGAAGUAACACGGAUACUGGAACGGAUGAACCCAUUAAGUGAUGGUAGAUUUGCUGCUGACCGAGGGGGUUCUCCUCUCUCUCUUGUUAGUCAGGGCCGGGGCUGCCCACCCUGCUCUUCUGUCAACAAACUUCAGGCUGUGCUGGUUGCUUCAGACUGCAAUUCAAAAUGGCUCACUAAGCAUCUACCAAGCUUAGCCACUUCCAGAAACGUGCCACUUAUCUAUGUUAAAGACAACAAAGAAGGUUCUCUGAGAUUAGGCGGAAUUGUUAAGGUGAAAACUGUCAUUGCUCUCGGAGUUAAGGUGAAGCAGAGUAGCAUCAACCAACGUGUUGAAGAAUUUCUUAGUCGGGACGAGUUAACUGGAGCUAAAUGCAUAGACUCCACAGAGCUGGCCAAGGUGUUUUGUCAUUGAUAUGCAAAUUGGAGACAAUUUUGAGUCUUUGAUGCUGGCUUGUAGGAGACUAAUGGUAUUAAUACAUACAAAUACAACCCUACUAAAACAAGAUGUAUUAUGAUGAACAUGUUUUAUGUCAUCUGAUCUUUGGUCAUUCUCAGAAAAAGAUAACAAACAUAAUUUGUAUUUGUAGAUUGUGAGAUUGUUUUUUGCCCUUUUCUAAAGGAAAUGUAAUACUUCAAGAUUAGUAGGUCAUAUAGGACAUAUUUAAUCCAACCGGUGUUGUUGGUCCA
This is a messenger RNA of Beta vulgaris subsp. vulgaris (sugar beet), 1026 nucleotides long. RefSeq lists its product as hypothetical. Lineage: Eukaryota; Viridiplantae; Streptophyta; Magnoliopsida; Caryophyllales; Amaranthaceae. The record is from RefSeq and is a predicted model, not a curated record. The transcript is spliced from 6 exons. The coding region runs from base 110 to 751 and encodes 213 amino acids.